UGGCCGGGUGCGGUACAUGUUUGAAGAAGAAGUGGUUACAGCUUUACACGCAAAGUGAGCAAGUUUGCGCUUUUUGAGGCCGUUUCACGACCCGCUUACAAAAGAAGGGUCAAAAGGUAAGUUUAGUGGGUAUUAGGAGGUACCUUAGGUAAUAUGCUCAUAGUCAUGGAUAUACAUGGUAAAUAAUAGAGGAUAGCACCUGAAGAAAGUAAAGACGCGGGGGGGAAGAGCAACAUUGAAGGAAAGACAACCUUGAUGGCCGUCGGGUACCUACCUUCUUCAUCCCUCUUAACCUACUUCACUUAGCAAUCUUGCGUUUGUCAUCAAAGUGUAAAGAGCUUCCUACCGUCCCGUAGCACGUCACUUCUCCUCCCGGUCUCCUCUCAUUCCUAAGAUGGCCGCUACUACGUACUCCCUCCCCCCGCUGCCGUACGCAUACGAUGCUCUGGAACCUAGCAUUUCCAAGCAGAUUAUGGAGUUGCACCACACCAAGCACCACCAGACCUAUGUAACCAACCUCAACAAGGCACUCCAGACCUCCGCCAAGGCGCAGUCCGAGGGCAAGCUCCAAGACGCCGCAGCCCAACUAUCGGCCAUCCGCUUCAAUGGUGGCGGUCAUAUCAACCACUCAUUAUUCUGGGAAGGUCUAGCACCUGCCUCCUCUCCCGACUCCAAGAUCAAUGCUGCUCCUAAGCUCGCCGGCGCUAUCAAGGCUACUUGGGGUAGCUUUGAUAAGUUCAAGGAUACCUUUAAUGCGGCCCUGCUCGGUAUUCAGGGAAGCGGUUGGGGUUGGCUCGUAAAGGAAGCGGUUACCGGACAACUCCGAAUCGUGACGCUGGCAAACCAGGAAGCGGUCGUGGUUGGCGACACUCCCCUCUUCGGUGUGGACAUGUGGGAGCACGCGUACUAUUUGCAAUACCUCAACGGUAAGGCAGCGUACGUUGACAACAUCUGGAAGGUGAUUAACUGGAAGACUGCCGAGGCUCGAUAUGGUGGAAGUCGGGAUGAUGCCUUCAAGACUCUCAAGGCUCAGAUCUAAGGCUACCUAUUCAAAUAAGCAACAGGUUCUCGAAGGAUAUCUCGCACCGCUAAUUGAAAGAGGCGUGGUUUAUGAACGCGAUAAUGAGAUCUAUGGUGUUAAGUACCUAUGGCUUCGGUAGUUGAUCGAUUGCGUUCUAGUUAAAUGAAAUGAAAAACAUGCCACUCACGGCGCAUUGAAACGCGUAUUUCAUGUUCUGAAUCAAGUCAAUUGCUGUUCUGGAGCUAAUAUAGCCGAAAAUGAAUUGGGCAUGAUGGUUUAUAUAUGUGAGAAGAGAGUCGCUCUUCAACAGAAAUUAGAUAGCUUUCUUGCUAAAUCGAGCGAACUAUGAUGUUAAUUAUAUGAUGAUUGAAUUAAGAAGAGGAAAGAAUCAUCUCCUCACAGGGGUUUUAUCAUGG
Messenger RNA from Hypoxylon trugodes, 1437 nucleotides. RefSeq names its product superoxide dismutase. Bases 395 to 1039 code for a protein of 214 amino acids. Gene Ontology annotation, cellular component: mitochondrion. The record is from RefSeq and is a predicted model, not a curated record. The transcript has 4 exons. Gene Ontology annotation, biological process: superoxide metabolic process. Gene Ontology annotation, molecular function: superoxide dismutase activity; metal ion binding. Lineage: Eukaryota; Fungi; Ascomycota; Sordariomycetes; Xylariales; Hypoxylaceae.